CCGCCGUUGACUGCGUACAAAGCGUAAAAUCCGGGCUCAUCAUAUUUGCGCUCUCGUGUUUCGUCAGUGAUGCACUAUCCCGUGCCUUCCCCCCAUACGAGGCAUGUCUUCUCCACACCACACCACUCCUGCUUCCUCACAUGAAUUUACCGCGCCGUCGACUCUUCCCAGUUGAGCAAGCUAGGCUACUUCACCGUAGUUGGUGUUCGUCCAGCCCACCGCAGCUGUGCCCUCUGCUCCCGAAGGCAAUCCCCGUCAUGACCUCCCCUUUCUGCGAUUUUGCCGAUAUUCGCUAAAUGGGAUUUGUGGCUGGUCCGAGGUUUCCACAGCAACUGACCAUCCGCUUCCAUUAUUUCUCUAAUGAGGACAGCCAUAAGGAUUUAACACGGUUCCUCGCUGCGCGUCUCUGAUUUUUGGGGCUGAAUCUCUAGACGCGUUAAAGGUCUGCACAUGGGGGCGGGCAAGAGCAAGCCCAAGGAGCCGGGCCAGCGCUCCAUGAGCCUGGAUGGCACCAUCGGCACAGGCUCAGACAGCGGCCACUUCCACCACCUGGGACCUGCCCAGCAGACCCAAACUCCCAACAGGAGCCCUGCCGUUGGGACAGGCAGGCGGGGGCAUCAAGGGCAACACCAGCUCGCCCCCACAAACACUCCUGAGCUGGCUCUCUUUGGAGGGGUGGACCACACAGGCACCAUCACCUCGCCUCAGAGAGGACCUCUCUCAGGAGGUGUCACUACAUUUGUGGCGCUGUAUGACUAUGAGUCACGGACAGCGUCUGAUCUGACCUUUAGGAAAGGCGACAGGCUGCAGAUUGUCAACAACACGAAAAAGUACAGCUUCAGAGAAGGGGACUGGUGGCUCGCUCGCUCCCUGACGACAGGAGAGAGUGGUUAUAUCCCCAGCAACUAUGUGGCUCCGUCCGACUCCAUCCAAGCAGAAGAGUGGUAUUUUGGGAAGAUCACUCGGCGCGACUCCGAGAGGCUCCUUUUGAACUUGCAGAACAGACGAGGAACCUUCUUGGUGAGGGAGAGCGAGACCACUAAAGGAGCAUAUUGCCUGUCAGUGCUGGAUUAUGAUAACACCAAAGGCCUGAAUGUUAAACAUUACAAGAUCAGGAAGCUGGAUAGCGGAGGUUUCUACAUCACCUCCCGCACCCAGUUCACCAGCCUACAGCAGCUAGUCUUCCACUACCGCAAGCACUCUGAUGGGCUGUGCCACGCUCUAUCAGACGUGUGUCCUGUGUCCAAACCUCAGACCCAGGGACUGGCCAGGGACGCCUGGGAGAUUCCCCGAGAGUCCCUUCGCCUCGACCUUAAACUGGGACAGGGCUGCUUUGGAGAGGUCUGGAUGGGCACAUGGAAUGGUACAACACGUGUAGCCAUUAAGACCCUGAAGCCUGGCACCAUGUCUCCAGAGGCCUUUCUUCAGGAAGCACAGGUCAUGAAGAAGUUGAGGCAUGAGAAGCUGGUCCAGCUGUAUGCUGUUGUGUCUGAGGAGCCUAUCUACAUUGUGACAGAAUAUAUGAGCCAAGGCAGCUUACUGGACUUCCUUAAAGGGGAAGCAGGGAAGAUGCUUCGUCUGCCUCAACUAGUAGACAUGUCCUCUCAGAUUGCAGCAGGCAUGGCCUACGUGGAGAGGAUGAACUACGUCCACAGAGACCUGCGCGCUGCCAACAUCCUGGUGGGAGACAACCUGGUGUGUAAAGUGGCUGACUUCGGCCUGGCAAGACUCAUUGAAGACAACGAGUACACUGCCAGACAGGGAGCUAAAUUCCCAAUCAAAUGGACAGCACCAGAGGCAGCUCUGUACGGUCGUUUCACCAUCAAGUCAGAUGUCUGGUCCUUCGGUGUGCUGCUCACAGAACUGGCAACUAAAGGCAGAGUCCCCUAUCCAGGUAUGGUUAAUCGCGAGGUGCUGGACCAGGUGGAGCGCGGCUACAGGAUGCCCUGCCCGGCAGAGUGCCCCAGCUCUUUGCACGAGCUCAUGCUCUCCUGCUGGAGGAAGGACCCAGAAGAGAGGCCUACAUUUGAGUACCUGCAGGGCUUCCUAGAGGACUACUUCACCUCCACAGAACCCCAGUAUCAGCCUGGGGAGAACCUAUAGAACCACAUACACUGAACCGAACCCGGGGGGAGAACCUCAACACAGAACGAUCUGCACUAACCGACCUCAGAGGAGCACCUGUGGGAGGAUCUGAGCCUGUGAAACUCAUCAGGGAGGAACUUGAGAUUCUU
Sander lucioperca (pikeperch) is the source of this 2234-nucleotide messenger RNA. RefSeq names its product proto-oncogene tyrosine-protein kinase Src-like. The transcript has 13 exons. Gene Ontology annotation, cellular component: extrinsic component of cytoplasmic side of plasma membrane. Bases 451 to 2103 code for a protein of 550 amino acids. Gene Ontology annotation, biological process: negative regulation of extrinsic apoptotic signaling pathway; cell adhesion; negative regulation of intrinsic apoptotic signaling pathway. Gene Ontology annotation, molecular function: ATP binding; non-membrane spanning protein tyrosine kinase activity; growth factor receptor binding. NCBI's taxonomy places the organism in Eukaryota, Metazoa, Chordata, Actinopteri, Perciformes, Percidae. The record is from RefSeq and is a predicted model, not a curated record.